AUGGUCGGUGUCGCCCUGAGCUUCCUCGCGCUCUCCCUGGCUGUGGAGGCGCGGGGCAAGGCGGGCCGGGACGGCGGCCGUGGUCGUGGGAGAGCGGAAGCGCUUGAAGCGGGCGUGGGCCGGGGCGUGUCUUGGGUUGGCAUCAACGGCGGCUUCGACGAGGACUACGUGGACAGCCGGGGGCGGCUCUGGCAUCACACGCAUGAGGCCUGGACUCCCCAAAACUGGGGCGGCUGGAUGGGCUCGGAGCCACGAGACUACUCCAACUCCUGGGGAAACCCGAGGAUGAAGUGUAAGAAUUGGCCAGCAGACUACGACCAGGACUACGAGGCCCUCUUGCACCACUACAGCAUUGAGCAGGGCACCAAUCAAACCUUCCGCGUGAACCUGCAAGAUUCCCAGGAACCUCUGAGUUACUACACGGUCAAGUACAACUUCUGCGAGAAGCAGUGGCAUGGCGGCGGCAAGAUGGACAUCGUGAUCAACGGGAAGGUCGUCAAGAAGGACUACAUCACCAAGUGCCACCACACCCGCACCGACAUCUACCACUUCAAGUGUGUCCCGACCCUGGCCGGCGUGAUCGAAGUCAGCAUUCAAGGCGAUCCGGAAGUGAAAGGAGGACAAGCGAGGUUCUCUACGCUGGAGUUUGAGAAAUCCUCGGAUGGCUGCUCGGACGGCUGCUUGGGGAAGUCCUGUGGCAAGGGCUUCUGCAGCUCGACGACCUUCUACGACUACUCCUCGAGAUGCGAUUUCGGCAGUGAGGGGAUGGUCAACGAGUUCGACUUGGAGGAGGCCCAGGAAGAGGCUUCUUCCUGCAAGUGCGAUGCGGAUGUCCAGGGAGAAGCCUGUGAGCUGGGCGCCUGCGCAGCCGUUUCUUGCAACGAGCCCUUCGGUGGCUUCUGCCUGGAGGGCAAGUGCCAGUGCAUCGACGGCCACAGCGGAGAGAACUGCGAGGUGGCGCCGGACAUCGACCGUUUCGGCUGCUACGCUCAGCACGAGGAG
This is a messenger RNA of Symbiodinium necroappetens, 1002 nucleotides long. Lineage: Eukaryota; Dinophyceae; Suessiales; Symbiodiniaceae. The record is from the annotation of a GenBank genome assembly.